Eupeodes corollae is the source of this 659-nucleotide messenger RNA. Its product is annotated as adult cuticle protein 1. The transcript has 2 exons. The record is from RefSeq and is a predicted model, not a curated record. The coding region runs from base 137 to 556 and encodes 139 amino acids. Lineage: Eukaryota; Metazoa; Arthropoda; Insecta; Diptera; Syrphidae.
AUUCUAUCAGCAAUGGAUUUUGCAUCCAAAUUUUGGUUUUUCAUAUAAAAGGGUUGUGUCUUCAUUAAAACAAUAUCAAAGCCAAGUUAACCUUUUUACAUCAAACAACACUCAACGAAGAAAAGAAAAACCCAAGAUGGUAUCGAACAGUAUGAUCAUUGUUAUCCUAGCAGCUAUUGCUUCAUCUAGCCAGGCCGGUAUUAUUGGUCAUCAGGCUUUUGUGGCACCUUACGCAUCCUCGUACAAUGCUCAUCACAUUAACCAUGCUGUAGCUCAUCCACUUCUUGCUCCAGCUCCAGUUGCUGUACCUUUGCCAGUUCAUGCUCCAGCACCAGUUGCCGUAGCAGCUCCAGCACCAGUUGCAGUAGCAGCUCCAGCACCUGUUGCGGUAGCAGCUCCAGCUCCAGUUGCAUUUUCAGCACAUGCUCAUGCCUUCCUGCCUGGUCCAGUUGCAGCACCACACUUGAUUCAUGCAUCAGCACCACAUUUUCUACAUGCACCAGCUCAAUUUGCUUAUCAAGCUGGAUUCCCCGCUAACUACAAUUUGUGGAAGUAAAGCGAGUACAAAAAUAUUCUUUAGUUUAUGAGAAAUCUAAUUUUAUAAUAUGGGACUAAUUUAAUGAAGCAAUAGGAUAUAAACAUUUUUUAUACUGAAAAUU